This is a messenger RNA of Onychostruthus taczanowskii (white-rumped snowfinch), 2260 nucleotides long. It is a transcript of the gene KCNN1, whose product is annotated as potassium calcium-activated channel subfamily N member 1. The record is from RefSeq and is a predicted model, not a curated record. Lineage: Eukaryota; Metazoa; Chordata; Aves; Passeriformes; Passeridae. Gene Ontology annotation, cellular component: neuronal cell body; neuron projection; plasma membrane. The transcript has 9 exons. Gene Ontology annotation, biological process: potassium ion transmembrane transport. Gene Ontology annotation, molecular function: calmodulin binding; small conductance calcium-activated potassium channel activity.
GCGGCUGCGCGUGUGGAGCGGCAUCGCAACGGCGCCGCAUCGCCGCCCGCAGCCCCCGCGGCCGCCGCCUGCGCGCUGGGGAAACCGAGGCACGGCGCGGCCAGGAGGGGCUCGGCGGCACCGCGGAGCCGCUGUCCAGGCUCGCCCCCGGCCCCCGGUUGUGCCACCGGAACCCGCCGGGAUCCCGGGCUCGGCGCCGCACGUGUCGCCGCCGCCGGGCCAUGGUCAGCGGCGGCAGCGCCCGAGGGCAGCGGAGGCCGGGGGCUGGCGGCAGGUCACCCCCGCGCCGUCGAGCCAUGCGGGAUCGCCCGGUGCUGUCGCCAGCAGAGCCAUGAGCAGCUGUCGCUACAAUGGGGGGGUGGCGCGACCCCGGGGACCCCCGAGCGCCGCCCGCACCCCGCAACCGCCGCACCGGGACCCGCAGCCCUGCCCCAGCCCCCGCCUGCAGGUCGUGGUGUCCCGGCCCGAGCAGACCGGAGCGGCGGAGCCCGGCCCCGGCGCGGCCCCCCCGGGGCAGGGGGCGGCGGAGGAGCGGCGGAACCAGAACAUCGGCUACAAGCUGGGCCACCGGCGAGCGCUCUUCGAGAAGCGCAAGCGGCUCAGCGACUACGCGCUCAUCUUCGGCAUGUUCGGCAUCGUGGUGAUGGUCACCGAGACCGAGCUCUCCUGGGGGGUCUACACCAAGGAGUCGUCGUAUUCGUUCGCCCUGAAAUGCCUUAUCAGCCUCUCGACGCUCAUCCUGCUGGGGCUCAUCGUCAUGUACCACGCCAGGGAGAUCCAGCUCUUCAUGGUGGACAACGGCGCCGAUGACUGGCGCAUCGCCAUGACCUCGGAGCGCGUCUUCUUCAUCGCGCUGGAGCUGCUGGUGUGCGCCAUCCACCCCAUCCCCGGGCAGUACCUGUUCACCUGGACGGCCCGGCUGGCCUUCACCUACGCGGCCUCGGUGGCCCACGCCGACGUGGACAUCAUCCUGUCCAUCCCCAUGUUCCUGCGGCUCUACCUGAUCGGCCGCGUGAUGCUGCUGCACAGCAAGCUCUUCACCGACGCCUCGUCGCGCAGCAUCGGCGCGCUCAACAAGAUCAACUUCAACACGCGCUUCGUCAUGAAGACCCUCAUGACCAUCUGCCCCGGCACCGUGCUGCUGGUCUUCAGCAUCUCCUCCUGGAUCAUCGCCGCCUGGACCGUGCGCGUCUGCGAGAGGUACCACGACAAGCAGGAGGUGACCAGCAACUUCCUGGGGGCCAUGUGGCUGAUCUCCAUCACCUUCCUGUCCAUCGGCUACGGGGACAUGGUGCCACACACCUACUGCGGCAAGGGCGUGUGCCUGCUCACCGGCAUCAUGGGCGCGGGCUGCACGGCGCUGGUGGUGGCCGUGGUGGCCCGGAAGCUGGAGCUGACCAAAGCCGAGAAGCACGUCCACAACUUCAUGAUGGACACGCAGCUCACCAAGCGGGUGAAGAACGCCGCUGCCAACGUGCUCAGGGAAACGUGGCUCAUCUACAAGCACACCAAGCUGGUGAAGAAGAUCGACCACGCCAAAGUUCGGACCCACCAGCGUAAGUUCCUCCAAGCCAUCCAUCAGCUCAGGCACUGACCCCCACCCCCCCCCAUUUUGGGGUCCCGUGCCCCGCAGGCGCAGUCGGUGAUGCUGGAGCUGCUGUCGGAGCUGCAGGAGCGGCACGCGGAGCUGGGGCAGCGCCUGGGCGCGCUGGAGGCGCAGCUGGAGGCGCUGCGGGCGCUGCUGCAGGCGCUGCCCGCGCUGCUGGCCCGCGCGCUGGGCACGGCCACGGCGACAGCGACAGCGACAGCGACAGCCCCGGCGACACCGACCGGCCCCGCGACACCGACCGGCCCCCGGACACCGCGGGACGGCGGCGACACCGCGCCCUGCAGCCCCCGCCGCGACGGCAGCGACAGCGGCUGAGGGACAGCGGCUGAGGGACACCCGGGCCACCCGUGUCACCUGUGUCACCUGUGUCACCUGUGUCACCUGUGUCACCUCGAAGUGAUGGGAACAGCGACUGAGGGACAGCGGCUGAGGGACAGUGGCUGAGGGACACCCGGGCCACCUGUGUCACCUGUGUCACCUGUGUCACCUGUGUCACCUCGAAGUGAUGGGGACAGCGACUGAGGGACAGCGCCUGAGGGACACCCGUGCCACCUGUGUCACCUUGGAGUGGUGGGGACAGCGGUGGGACAGCGUGUGUCACCUGUGUCACCUGUGUCACCUCGAAGUGAUGGGAACAGCAGUGGGACACCU